Molecule: messenger RNA, 3022 nt
Organism: Alexandromys fortis (reed vole)
Lineage: Eukaryota; Metazoa; Chordata; Mammalia; Rodentia; Cricetidae
Gene: Serpine3
Product: serpin family E member 3
Exons: 8
Coding region: 255-1478 (407 amino acids)
Molecular function (GO): serine-type endopeptidase inhibitor activity
Source: RefSeq, a predicted model, not a curated record
UCUCAUCUGGGUUUUGCUGCCUGGAGCUGAGUUGCUUCUCCUGGCAGAGCCUCCACAUGGCAGGAAUUUGGACCGAGUGGUAGAGACAUCGCCGGCAGAGGCGACGAUCGCCAGCUUCCUCCCUGGGGUGUCUUGUGAUUCAGAGCACAUUCUGCACCACUCUUUAAAAAGGGCAGCGUGUUGAUGCUCGAGACACAAGAGCAGAACUGAACAAGGAAAGAACCACUUAAUCAAAGAGCCGGUGUUCCGCCUCCAUGCUGCCUCUCCUGCUGGUCCCCCUCUUCCCUCUCUCCUCCUGCUUCUCGGCAGGAGGAGGCAGCCCCCUCAGCGAAGGCCUGUGGUUGCUGAAGACCAAGUUUGCCCUUCACCUCUACCGGAGCGCAGCAGCACAGAGAAACGGGACCAACUUUGUCAUCUCACCUGCCAGUGUGUCCCUCUCCCUAGAGAUCCUGCAGUUUGGAGCCCGGGGAAACACGGGCUGGGAGCUGGCAAGUGCCCUGGGAUAUACCGUGCAAGACCCGAGAGUGAGGGAGUUCCUGCACACUGUUUACACCACGCUGCACAACUCCAGCCAAGGCAUCGGGAUGGAGCUGGCCUGCACUCUUCUCAUGCAAACCGGAACGCCUCUGUCUCCUUGCUUUGUGGAGCAGGUCUCCUGGUGGACCAACAGCAGUCUGGCGCCAGCCGACUUUAGUGAGCCCAACAGCACCACCACGGAGGAGGUCUCGAGGGGCUCACCCAGGCAGAGCACAGGCGAGAGCCUGAGUAGCCCACAGUCAGGGGAGGCUGGCACCGUGUCUUCUUGGCUCUCCAUCGUGAGCACCAUGACCUUCCAAAGCACCUGGCAAAGGAGAUUCUCUUCCAUGGCCUCACAGACCCUGCCUUUCACCUGUGCCCACGGCCUCGUCCUUCAAGUCCCCGCGAUGCAUCAGGUGGCAGAGGUCAGCUAUGGCCAGUUCCAGGAUGCUGCUGGCCACAGGGUAGACGUUCUGGAGCUGAUGUACCUGGGAAGAGCAGCCAGUUUGUUCCUGGUGCUUCCGCAAGACAAGGACACCCCUCUGGACUGCAUUGAGCCACACCUCACAGCCAGAGCUAUCCACCUCUGGGCCACCAGGCUGAAGAGAACCAGAAUGGAUGUGUUCCUCCCCAGGUUUCGGAUCCAAAACCAGUUUGACUUAAAAAGCAUUUUAAGAUCAUGGGGUAUCACUGAUCUUUUUGACCCACUCAAAGCUAACUUGAAAGGAAUUUCAGGCCAAGACAGCUUUUAUGUUUCUGAAGCAACCCACAAGGCCAAGAUGGAGCUUUCCGAGGAGGGCACCAGGUCAUCUGCAGCCACAGCUGUGUUGCUGCUGAGGCGGUCCCGGACUCCUGUUUUUAAAGCAGAUCGGCCCUUCAUCUUUCUUCUGAGAGAACAUAGCACAGGUACUGACUCUUUUAAAAAUUGGAUUCAGACAUUUAUCCUCCUCCUAACAAUCUAAUUUUACACAUCCAUUUUCAAAUUAUUUCUUCUAGUUCUUUCUAUGGUAUUUUCUUAGCAGCUGCUGUCUUACAUCCUGAGAAAGGGAAAUUAUUUCACAGAACAAAGGAACCUCUUUUUCCUUCAUGGCUUUUACUUUUCCAUUUUAUUUAAUUGUAGCUAGUGCUUUUUUUUUUUUAAGAGUAGAUUUCUACUCUAAAAACUUAAAAAAAAUCAUGAAAACACAGGUCAAUAAAAUCUUGCCUUUCUUGUUAGAAAAGACUGUUUCUUCAGGUCAAGAUACAUAACAGAAGUCACACAGAGUCUACAGUAUUUUAGGGAUGCACACAUUUCUAUGUUGUUUGCUGGCCUUUCUCAAGUACUUUUCUGCACCACUACAGAAUAGUCUCAAUGCAAAAAUGGGAGGCACAGGUUAGCCUAGCUAGCACAACAGAAGGACAAGCAGGUAUCCCUAAAAUUCAGCAAUAUUGAAAAUAGACUUUGAAUUAUUAUUAUCCCUCAAAUUGUUCUCCUGCAAUAAUUAUUGGCCUCAGAAGGAAGCAAUUCUCAGUAAAGAGUUGUUGGCAAUUCUCAGUAGUGUUUAAAACAAUAUGGAACAAGAUUAAUACAAUUAAGCCAAGGUGAACCUACUUUAACUAAACAUCAGGCAUUACUUUUAUUUGGGGAAAAGAAAAAAAAAACAAAUCAACAUAGUUUAACACAGAUUGUUAAAAGGAAAUAUUGUCAACAUUUUAUCUGAGAAUCAUUUGUAUACUGCCAUAACUUGUGCUAGAAAUCAAAUGAACAUUUCAUGACAAAAAGGAUGUAGGUAAUCAUUCCAUGGAAAAUAAUUUACUUGGGGAUCAUGACAAUGUCCACUUAGUAUUUCACCAUGGUCACCCCAACCCCAGUGACUGCGAAUAGACAAAAUGGCCCUGAUCACUCAGACCAGGCAGCAGAGAGUAUGUUUUUUUUUUUUUUUUAAAAAAAAAGUUAACAAAAAGACAAGUUUUAAGCCCUCAAACCAAGAGGGAGGACUAACCUUGAACAAAAGGGCCACUGCAAAAGCUCAUAUACAAUAAAAAGAACAAUAAGAUGACAAAUAACAGAUUUCUGAAACUCAACUGUAUAAAAACCAUGUAAAGUUGUUGGACUAGAAAAAGACACAAUUUCAAUGGUAUAAAUUUUUAACUGUUCUACUAAUCAAAAUGAAAAUACAGGUCUAAUUAGUUCCCUAAUUCACCACAAAUCUUAGUCCCUGUGGCUUUUUCUUUCCAGAAGGUGGCUGUUCUGAUGACAUUACUGAAGGAAUUAUAAAGUUUCAGCUGGGGAUGGAAGACAGCUCAGUUGUUAAGAGCAUUUUCUUCACUUAUAAAGGCUCGGGUCCCAACACUCACAUGGAAACUCACAGCAUUCUGUAACUCAAGUUCAGGGGAUCUAACACUUUCUUCUUUUUUGGCUUCCAGACACCAAGCAUACAUGUGGUGCACUUACAUACAUGUAGGCAAAACACUGAAGACAUAAAAUAAAAAAUAAUCUUAAAAAAAAAAAAACCUCAGCCUUCAC